Opisthorchis viverrini is the source of this 1491-nucleotide messenger RNA. RefSeq lists its product as hypothetical. Gene Ontology annotation, cellular component: Golgi stack. NCBI's taxonomy places the organism in Eukaryota, Metazoa, Platyhelminthes, Trematoda, Opisthorchiida, Opisthorchiidae. Bases 1 to 1491 code for a protein of 496 amino acids. The transcript is spliced from 9 exons. The record is from RefSeq and is a predicted model, not a curated record. Gene Ontology annotation, biological process: Golgi to plasma membrane protein transport; SNARE complex disassembly; intra-Golgi vesicle-mediated transport. Gene Ontology annotation, molecular function: ATP hydrolysis activity.
AUGGAGCUUGGGGAUGAACUGAAUUCUGGAAUCACACCUGUCAAAGCACAGCAUCCGAUGGCAAGGUUCACGCUCAUUUCGAUCGAUCUAGACCUGGGCCGUAUACAACAGACAGACUCAAACACUCAGCAUCAGACAGGUCCAGAUUUUUGUCGAAAUGUCAAUUUCCUACUUCGUCGUCUCAUCCUUCUGAUCUCAUUUUUUGAUGGAUCCCUUUCCACAUACCCGUCGCUGGAACUCUGUAUUUGUUGUCUUUGCUGCUGCUCGGAACUAGCUGAUGUGGACGUGUCUCCGUUCUUGGUAUUCUUGUCGGGCACAAUCCUUUCCAGCGGAAUGAUCGGUGAUGUAGCACAAGCAUCCAUAGCUUCGACCGAUUCUAUUUCCAUGGUGUCCGGUAUAGCCGGAAUUGAGCGUUCUUCUGAUUUUGUAACCAGACUGUCUCGUGCUACUCUGAUGACAUUCAUCUUGGCAUCUAAUGGGGGUAUUCUGAGUUUUCAAGAUGAUCAACAACAUCACCAAGGGUUUUUAGUUGCUUCAUUGGUUUACGUUCAACGGUACGAUGAACCUGUUCUUCAUGAAUGCUUGGAGGAUCUUCGGUUGCUAAACGUUUUCUUCUCAAGCGAAACAAACGACCGAGUCGAAAAAUCCACCAACCACCGAGGGGGCAUUCUGUUGACUUGUCAAACCAUGCAUCAUGAUAUUGUGAGUACCAGCCUGGCCCAUGUGUGCUUGCUGAGACCAGUCAAACUGGUCGGGGUCGCUCUCGUACAAGAUGCUGCAUUCUUUGAAGACUUGAGUUGGAAGCACGAGGGCCCCGACGACGUAAAGCGAUCAUCUUCUUCUAGAGCGGACAUAAUGUGUUCUGGUUUAGACAUGGCAUUCACCUCACGAACAUUCGUACGGCCUCAUACUGGAUCACAACAGACAGUUAGUUUCAUUGGUAAUGGCCGCUGGCGUCUCUAUCCAAAUAGGUUGGAAUUCCGACAAACGUUGGCUGCUUUCGAGCAGCUGAGACAAUUACCGGAAUCAUCAAAUCAACAAGAAGAGGAGGCAAUUAAAGGAGUGCUUAGGAGCUGGCUUCACAUUUUCGAUGAUGGAGCCAAGUCACCCCUCAGUGUCGUGAUUGUGGACAACAUCGAGGGACUGAUUGAAUACAACCCAGUUGGACCCAGGUUCUCUAACUUUAUCGUACAAGCAAUACGAGAUCUGGUGUCACAGCCACUGAAAGCCCGUCAAUUUGAUACUGCGGCUUUCUUGAGUCCUGGUGUCAAUGAGACACGCCGAUGUGGAAGGAGAAACAGCCGUGUUCCGACAAAGAUAAUCGGUGGAGUCAGUCCAAUGGAAUCCGGUUGGCAUACGAAGGCACAAAGCGAAACACGACCAAAACUCACCGGCUUGAUGUCGUUCUCAAGCGCGUAUAGGAAAUCGGCACGUUUCACGACCAGCCGGUCAAAAGCAUCUGGAUCCAGUUGCGUUUUUCCGGAAGGCUAA